GGGGGUCAGGGGUGGGGGGUCAGGGCGGUCACGUGGUGGGGCGCUAUGGUGGAGGUGUUGGAGGGCACGUGGCGGAUGAUAGAAAGCACGAACUUCGACGCCUACAUGAGAGCACUGGGAGUGAACUUUAAAACCCGACAGGUGGGCAACGUCUCCAGACCCACUACCGUCAUCAAAGUGGACGCGAAUCUGAUCACUCUGAAAACCAUGUCCACCUUCAAAAGCACCGAGAUCAACUUCCAGUUGGACCGAGAGUUCAACGAGAUCACGGCGGAUGGUAGAGAUGUCAAAUCACUUGUGACGUGGUCGAAUGGAAAAUUAAUUCACAUUCAAAAGUGGAAUGGAAGACAGACAACCCUUCUUCGAGAAAUCAAAGAUAGCUAUAUGAUAUUGACUCUUACAUUGGAUGAUGUGGUUUGCACUCGUAAAUAUGAGAAGGCAUAGUCUCUUGUUAAGUAUCUUCAGAUUCCAUAGUCCUUUACUGCAUUUAGGCCAUAUGUUAUGGGCUCUGGCACUAUCAACUGGUAGCAGCAUUGUUCUGGUUAACUUGCAGCAAACUACAGUACUGUUUAAAUGUAAUUCCUUCGAUAAACGUGAAAAACUAUUUGCAAAUAAAAUUAUAUAUUGUUUUAAAAAAA
This is a messenger RNA of Callorhinchus milii (elephant shark), 638 nucleotides long. Its product is annotated as fatty acid-binding protein, heart. Gene Ontology annotation, cellular component: nucleus; cytosol. Bases 46 to 444 code for a protein of 132 amino acids. Gene Ontology annotation, biological process: fatty acid transport. Gene Ontology annotation, molecular function: fatty acid binding. The transcript has 4 exons. NCBI's taxonomy places the organism in Eukaryota, Metazoa, Chordata, Chondrichthyes, Chimaeriformes, Callorhinchidae. The record is from RefSeq and is a predicted model, not a curated record.